AUGGCCGUGGCCUCUGCUGGCGAAUUUGAGAGUACUCCUUCUCGCAGGCACAGUGCUCGGCAACGAGCACAAUUAUGGAUGACCAAAGGUGGUCUAGUGCGCGAUGAUUCCGACGACGAGCUAGGGGAUGAGGACCUCCCAUGGCAUUGGAUCUAUGACAUUGAGGAAGAAGAUACCAAAAGCAAAGAAACGACACCGGCCACCGAUGAGCCCGAGACAAAGUCGGCUCGCAGACGCGCAGCUCGCCCUAAUGCGAAGCGCCGACGGAAUAUCAUAGGGGCGCGGAUGGGUUCCUUCGAGUGUCGGUUGGGUCAAAUCGUGCUACUGAAAUCUCCAGAACCGGGAAAGGACUGGGUCGGCAUCAUCACUGAGUUUCUAGAGGAAGAAGAUGAGGAGGCAGAGGAUGGGGUGGUCAAGUCGGUUAACAUCAUGUGGUUUGCGUCCCCGGAUGAGUUCAUGUCGACCAAAAACAAGCGACGGGCGGACGCUUUGCCAAACGAACAAUACCUGACAGCAGACUUUAAUGUCAACCCUAUCACGUCGAUCAGUGGUAAAGCUACCGUGAUGUCCAAGGAAGCUUUCUUUGCCAAGUAUCCGAACGGCACUCCCCCAAAGGGCAAGGAGGAAUUGGCCGAGUUCAACAAAUGCAUUAUCUGCCGGAGAGGCGUAAACCAGCUUCAAGGCAGAUAUACCGACGAAUUCAUUUGGGAGGACGUGUACCGGGAGGAUAAGAUCCAUGACCUUGUUACCAUGAUCAAGGACGGGUUGAAAGCGGCCAAAAAGCGCAAGCAUGUCGACGACGAUUACAUUGAUACGAAAGAGGAUGAUGAUUUUGCUCCCUCUACACCUCGAAAGAAGCAGAAAGUAGCUUCGAAUGCUACUCCACAAUCGCGACGCAACAAAGCUCUGACCACCCCGUCGCACAAGAGGAUCGUCGUUAAGAAGCCGUUAGAGUUUACACCACUUGGAACUCGAGUUUUGCCUCCUUCUCAUUUCGAUUCACCAUAUCGCCAAGCACGUACCCUACUGCAUGUUUCAACCGUACCUACAUCACUUCCUUGUCGAAAGACAGAAUUCGACACUGUUUAUAAUCACCUUAGUGCAGCAAUCAUGGAAGGAACUGGCACCUGCAUUUAUAUCUCAGGAACACCAGGGACCGGCAAGACAGCUACAGUACGUGAGGUGGUUGCGCAGUUGAAUGCUGCCGUUCUCGCUGAGGAAAUGGACGAUUUCAUCUUUGUUGAACUCAACGGAAUGAAAGUGACUGAUCCCCAUCAAUCUUAUUCAUUGCUCUGGGAAGCGCUCAAGGGUGAUCGCGUUUCUCCUUCCCAUGCGCUUGACCUCCUCGAAAGAGAAUUCUCGCAUCCCUCCCCCAGACGAGUGUCAUGUGUGGUCCUCAUGGACGAGCUUGAUCAGUUGGUCACAAAGAACCAAUCAGUCAUGUACAAUUUCUUCAACUGGCCUGCCCUUCGUCAUUCACGACUUAUCGUCCUUGCUGUGGCAAACACCAUGGAUCUGCCGGAGAGAACGUUGAGCAACAAAAUCUCCAGCCGUCUCGGGUUGACUCGCAUUACGUUCCCUGGUUACAAGCAUACAGAUCUCAUGGAGAUCAUCAGCACUCGAUUGGCCAAUGUUCCUGGAAACAUCGUCGAUGCGGAUGCCAUUCAAUUCGCGAGUCGGAAAGUAGCUGCUGUCAGUGGAGAUGCUCGCCGUGCAUUAGACAUCUGUCGACGCGCCGUGGAAAUUGCAGAACAGUCCAGCGAGGCUGCAAAGAUCGAGGAUUUUGACGCGGAACAGAACGGUGACGACAACGAGUCCCUGCCCCCUACUCCCAGCAAAACCCCAGCACGACGACAGAAAGCCAUUAGCAAGCAAACAGUCAAGGUCGAGUCGCCUCAAAAGAACACAGCCCAGAAGCAGACUGUGGGCCGAGUCACCAUCGCUACUAUCAAGCAAGCCAUCCAAGAAGCAACCUCCACCCCCCUCCAGCAAUCACUCCGCUCCCUUCCGCUGUCCGCAAAGCUCUUCCUCGCCGCUUUACUAGCCCGUAUUAAAAGGACCGGUAUUACGGAAUCAACGUUCGGCGAUGUGAUCGACGAAGCCAAGAGAAUCGCCGACGCAGCAGUUGCAGUCGCCAGCACAGGCAUCAAGGAUUUCUUGCUCGCCGGGAACAACGGGGCGCGUGUGAGAGCUCUUAGCUUUGCCGCUAUGGAGCUCAUGAACUCUGGAGUCCUUGCCUUGGAAAACGGGGCGGGAGUCAAGGGGCCCCUAGGCGGUUCUACCAUUCCCAGCAGAGGCGACAGAAGCGGGAAGGUGAGGCUUAGGGUUGCACCAGAAGAUGUUCGAGCCGCGUUCCGUGAGGACAUUGAGGCGAAGGGAUUGGGACUGGGCAUGGACCAGUAA
Messenger RNA from Aspergillus pseudoviridinutans, 2403 nucleotides. Its product is annotated as origin recognition complex subunit 1. Gene Ontology annotation, molecular function: DNA replication origin binding; ATP binding; ATP hydrolysis activity. Gene Ontology annotation, biological process: DNA replication initiation; mitotic DNA replication checkpoint signaling. Bases 1 to 2403 code for a protein of 800 amino acids. The record is from RefSeq and is a predicted model, not a curated record. The transcript has 3 exons. NCBI's taxonomy places the organism in Eukaryota, Fungi, Ascomycota, Eurotiomycetes, Eurotiales, Aspergillaceae. Gene Ontology annotation, cellular component: nuclear origin of replication recognition complex.